CUCUCUCUCUCUCUCUUCUCGAGGUCGACUGAACCAGAGAGUCGAAACCCUACAAGAAUCAACCCAACCAUCAGUCUCUCCACUGAGAGACCUCCCUCACACUCUCGGCCAUGGCCAUCAAGCAAUUGCUAGCCCUCGCCGGACGCUCCCGCGGUUCCCGCGCGGCUUCGUCCCUCUCCCGGACCACCGUCCGGUCCGCAUCGACCUCCCCCGCCGUCGCCUCGUCGGCCCCCGCCCCCGCCCCGCCGCCUCCCGACGCCAUGGUCUACGACCGCCUCGCCGAGGCCGUGAAGUCGAAGCUUAGGCAGCUGGAGAACCCGGAUCCGAGGUUCCUCCGGUACGCCUCGCCCCACCCGGCCAUCGCUGACCACACCCGCAUCCUCGCCGCCCCCCAGACGCGCGUCACCACGCUCCCCAAUGGCCUCCGCAUCGCCACUGAGUCGAACCUCGCUGCUCGCACCGCCACCGUCGGGGUGUGGAUAGACGCCGGCUCGCGCUUCGAGACCGAUGACACCAAUGGGACUGCCCAUUUCCUCGAGCAUAUGAUAUUCAAGGGGACUGAGAAGAGAACAGCAAGACAAUUGGAGGAAGAGAUAGAGAACAUGGGAGGACACUUGAAUGCCUACACUUCUAGAGAGCAAACCACUUACUAUGCUAAGGUGUUGGAUAAGGAUGUCAACAAUGCCCUCGAUAUUUUGGCCGAUAUCCUGCAGAACUCCAAGUUUGAUGAGAACCGAAUUAACCGGGAGCGUGAUGUGAUCUUGCGUGAGAUGGAAGAGGUUGAAGGCCAAACUGAGGAGGUGAUAUUUGAUCAUUUGCAUGCAACAGCAUUCCAGUACUCUCCUCUGGGAAGGACUAUUCUUGGACCUGCUCAAAAUAUCAAGACAAUCACAAAGGAGCAUCUUCAGGACUACAUAAAAACACACUACACAGCUCCUAGAAUGGUUAUCGCUGCAUCUGGAGCUGUGAAGCAUGAAGAUGUCGUUGAGCAAGUCAAGAAAUUGUUUACGAAGCUAUCUGCAGAUCCAACCACUGCUUCCCAGUUAGCUGCAAAAGAGCCUGCCAUUUUUACUGGUUCAGAGGUCAGGAUAAUCGACGACGAUAUUCCUCUGGCACAAUUUGCAGUAGCUUUCAGUGGAGCAUCUUGGACGGAUCCAGAUUCCAUUGCUCUGAUGGUGAUGCAGGCGAUGUUAGGCUCAUGGAACAAAAAUGCUGGAGGUGGAAAGCACAUGGGUUCGGAGCUGGGACAAAGAGUUGCAAUUAACGAAAUAGCAGAAUCUAUGAUGGCAUUCAAUACCAACUAUAAGGACACUGGUCUCUUUGGUGUUUAUGCUGUUGCCAAGCCGGAUUGCUUAGAUGAUUUGGCUUAUGCAAUAAUGUAUGAGACAACCAAGUUGGCCCAUCGUGUUUCUGAAGCUGAUGUUACCCGAGCUAGAAAUCAGUUGAAAUCUUCUCUGCUGCUUCACAUUGAUGGAACAAGUCCUGUCGCUGAAGAUAUUGGACGUCAGCUUCUAACUUAUGGCCGGAGAAUUCCUUUUGCGGAAUUGUUCGCCAGGAUUGAUGCUGUUGAUGCCAGCACCGUCAAACGUGUAGCAAAUAGGUUCAUCUAUGAUAGGGAUAUUGCUAUUGCUGCAAUGGGCCCAAUCCAAGGUUUGCCUGAUUACAACUGGUUCAGACGCAGGACCUACUGGAACCGAUACUAGUCUCACUUUUUGUUUUUCAUCAUUACCUUCUCUGGCAAUUUGCUUCAAUACUUUCUCGUGACUCACCAAAUUUUCAGUGGCAAGCCUCGAGGGCUCGUACUUCUCUGUUUAUCGCUCUACUUCAAUUGGUCUUUGUACAAUUCUUAUAAAUUCAUAAUAAGUAUGUUGUAUCCGGUGACAGACUCGCCCACUAUUCUUGAGGUUCUCUCUGCAAGUAUAUUAUCCUCAUUGAUGUUGAGUCGCUUCAAAUAAUUUUGCCUUCUCCUUGUCCUUCA
Messenger RNA from Rhodamnia argentea, 1978 nucleotides. RefSeq names its product probable mitochondrial-processing peptidase subunit beta, mitochondrial. NCBI's taxonomy places the organism in Eukaryota, Viridiplantae, Streptophyta, Magnoliopsida, Myrtales, Myrtaceae. Gene Ontology annotation, biological process: proteolysis. Gene Ontology annotation, molecular function: metal ion binding; metalloendopeptidase activity. The transcript is spliced from 10 exons. Gene Ontology annotation, cellular component: mitochondrion. Bases 111 to 1703 code for a protein of 530 amino acids. The record is from RefSeq and is a predicted model, not a curated record.